GCUAGCUCCCCCCUUUCAUUGUCUUUCGGUGGUGUUGGUGAAUAUCGGGAAUCAACUGUCUUUCUGUUCAAGCUCACCUUGUAUUCUUGAUCAUCACUCAGCAUGAGAGGAUUCUCCAAAGCCCGUGUUCUGGCUCAACAGGCUCAAAAUGCAGCACAGCGACGCAACCUUUCAAUUCAUGAAUACCAAUCUGUCAAGUUGUUGAAUGAUUACGGGAUCCCGACACCCAAGGCCGUCCCUGCAAAGUCGGCGGAAGAGGCUGAACAAGUCGCCAAGGACUUUGGAAAAGACAAACUGGUCAUCAAAGCUCAGGUUCUCGCCGGAGGUCGUGGGAAAGGACACUUUGAGAAUGGAUUCAAGGGAGGAGUGCAUAUGGUGGACUCCCCCGCUCAAGCCAAAGAAUACGCCUCAAAGAUGCUAGGUCAAAAACUCAUCACGAAGCAGACUGGAGCCGCUGGACGGAUCUGUAAUACAGUCAUGUUGGCUGAACGUAUGCCUCCUCAAAAAGAAUACUACGCUGCUAUCCUGAACGAUCGAGCGCGUGGAUGUCCUGUCCUCGUCACUUCGAAUCAAGGAGGCAUGAACAUUGAAGAUGUUGCGAAAGAAACGCCAGAUGCCAUCAUCACGACCUCGUUGGACUUUGAUACGGGAAUCUCAGCCUCUGAUGCUGAAAACUUGGCCAAACAAUUGGGAUUCAAAGAGGAAGCGAGGGCAAACGCUGCGAAAGUCUUUGGAGAUCUAUAUACCAUCUUUAAAGAGAAGGAUGCGACUCAGAUUGAGAUCAACCCUUUGGCCGAGAUGGAGGACGGAAGAGUUUUAUGCAUGGAUGCCAAAUUUGGGUUCGAUGACAAUGCAGACUUUAGACAAAAAGACGUUUUCAGCCUCCGUGAUACCACUCAAGAGGACGCUCAAGAGGUCGAGGCCGCCGAGUACGGACUCAACUUUAUCAAGCUUGAUGGUGAUAUCGGAUGCUUAGUCAACGGUGCUGGACUGGCCAUGGCCACGAUGGAUACUUUGAACCUGCACGGAGGCCAACCUGCAAACUUUUUGGACGUGGGAGGAGGUGCCACGGCCGAAGCUGUCAAGAAGGCUUUCGAGCUCCUAUUGACAUCUAAGAACGUAAAGAGUAUCUUUGUCAACAUUUUCGGAGGUAUCAUGCGAUGCGAUGUGAUCGCUGAAGGAAUCAUCAAAGCGACCAAAGAGCUGCAAUUGACAAUUCCCUUGAUUGUUCGUUUGCAAGGAACCAAGGAGAAGGAGGCAAAGCAGAUGAUCAAAGAGUCUGGACUCAAGAUUUAUCCAUUUGAUGGGUUGGACGAGGCUGCUGCCAAAGCCGUGGAGAUGGCAAAAUCAGGUUAAAGGAAAAAUGUAAGAGCCGGGAACAAGGGGGGGCGGUGUGUGUGUGUGUGUGUGUGUGUGUGUGUGUGUGUGUGUGUGUGUGUGUGUGUGUGUGUGUGUGUG
Messenger RNA from Kockovaella imperatae, 1458 nucleotides. RefSeq lists its product as hypothetical. The record is from RefSeq and is a predicted model, not a curated record. Gene Ontology annotation, molecular function: metal ion binding; succinate-CoA ligase (ADP-forming) activity; ATP binding. Lineage: Eukaryota; Fungi; Basidiomycota; Tremellomycetes; Tremellales; Cuniculitremaceae. The coding region runs from base 103 to 1356 and encodes 417 amino acids. Gene Ontology annotation, cellular component: succinate-CoA ligase complex; mitochondrion. The transcript is spliced from 10 exons. Gene Ontology annotation, biological process: succinyl-CoA metabolic process; tricarboxylic acid cycle.